Drosophila teissieri is the source of this 2197-nucleotide messenger RNA. RefSeq names its product E3 ubiquitin-protein ligase RFWD3-like. The transcript is spliced from 4 exons. Lineage: Eukaryota; Metazoa; Arthropoda; Insecta; Diptera; Drosophilidae. The coding region runs from base 116 to 895 and encodes 259 amino acids. Gene Ontology annotation, cellular component: nucleus. Gene Ontology annotation, biological process: protein ubiquitination; interstrand cross-link repair. Gene Ontology annotation, molecular function: ubiquitin protein ligase activity. The record is from RefSeq and is a predicted model, not a curated record.
UUCAGAAUCAUCGAUUGUUUUCCCCAAGAAAAACUAAUCGUACAUUUGACAUCUGUUAAUCGCUUCAUUUGAGACUUUGUAAAUAAAUAAUAUUGCUUAAAAUAACUGGAAAACAAUGGAGGAGGAUGCUAGUGCACUGGAUUCCAUGCUGCUUGAAGAAGAAACCUCCAUGCCUACGCCACUGGAUUCCAUGCUGCUUGAAGAAGAACCCUACAUGCCUCCGCCACGCAAAGGAAUAGAUAGAAUGAGACGCGCCGAAUUGAUCGCAGAAGUUCGUCACGAGCGCGUUAGAUGCCAGGCGAUGACGAAGCGGAAGGAUGAGAUAAAGGCCGCCCUGGUAACGGCCAACAGGCUGGUGGUGGACACCAAACGGCAAUUGAGGGAGCAGCAGAGUCUUGUCCAGCUGACCAUAACGCAGAAUGACGAACUGACGCAGGAGAGGGACGCGCUGCUGCAGCAGCUUCAACAGGAGGUUGCCAAGAACGAAGCACUGCGUCAACAAGCGCUGGAACAAGAUAUUUCCAAGGAUGCCAUCGUUAGUUGCAUCCUACAGGAGCAAGUCGAGCAAAUGUCCUCUUUCAAUGAUACCAUCAGAAAGUUUGACAAGGUGGCCACUGACCUAGAGCAGAUUCGGGAGAGUAAUAAUUGUCCCAUUUGCAUUUCACCUUGGACGGCGGAGGGAGUCCACCGGAUCGUUUCUCUAAAGUGCGGCCAUCUGUUCGGGGAAAGCUGCGUCCGCAUGCACCUGGGUUGCUCGGCUGAUUGCCCCUGUUGCAAGCAAAGCGCGCAGGUCAAGGAUCUGCGCUACCUCUUUGGCAUCCCAGUCCUUUACGCAGCUCCAUCUCAAAACCUACAGAAUGGUGCUGCGGAAGGGGAAGUACCCAAUGAGCGCUGACUUUAUUGGCAAUUGCAGAACAAACACCUAUUUUGUAAACCAUUUAAAGUUCAAAUGCACAUUUUUAUACGAAAGACCACUAUCAGCAGACUGGGGUUUGUGCGGCCUGCCAUCGAGACACAGUGUGUUAUUUAUUUUGCCCAUCGAGCAGUCAAUACAGUUCGGAAUAUUCAGGACCAUUUUUCACACAUGCACCCAAGACGUUGAAAUUGAUGAGUAAUUCUCACAGCCCCAGGCGUUUGUGUUGGAAAAUAAAUGGAAUAAUCAAUUUUCGGUUGUCGCUCUGGCCAAAAGCGUGUCAAUGUUUUCACCAUUUCUUUACGUAUAUGCCGACUGAUUUAAAUAUAUUUAUGUGUUACACCACACCAUGAUUCUGAAUAGAGAGGCUACGUUUUUGGACCACGAACCGCAAGGACAGUGGCUGAAGUAAACUUUGUUUUUCGAAUUUGCGCCGGGGAAAUUGUAUAAAAAUGUGAUUCCCAAACAUUUCAUCGCAACGAAGGACGGGAAUUGGAAUAGGCGACCCAAAAGUAUAAUAAAUAAACUCGGUAGCAGUUCCUUGGAGCGUUCAUCAAAGCAAAAUUGAUAUCAAUCAUACGCACACAACCGCUCACACAAUGGUAUCUGCGUCUAUGUGAUGGCAAAUUGAAACAUUAUAUAAAAUACUAGCCUGGCCAGCCCACAAACUACCCACUCGGCAAAUUGGCCUUAAAAAUAAAACGCCAUCAACGACGAGGCCGACGAAAGAAAAACGUAUCAAAUUUAAAGGAAUUUCCAAGUUAUUUGUAGCCGAAGCCCGUUCGUUGCGCAAGGGAACUGAAAAAAGAACGAAUACACUUUGUGGAUUUUUCUUUUCGACUUCAACUUUAAAGCUGAAGAAGCAAAACAAAGGCAGCAAACUGAAAACAAAGCCGCCGCGGCCAGGCGUGACAUUGCUGGAAAUGUAUGCGGCGGAAAAUGAAGUCAUUACUCCAAGAUCCCGGAACCUUGGCUCUGCCGUUUACCCUUUUCGGUAAACCCUAGUUUUUCCCGGGCUUUCCGCAUUCCCCAACGUGUCAACGGCAGUCGUGCGACGCCAUCUCCGUGCCACAGCCACGCAUCGCAUCCUUUGGAUGUCCUGCUCCUCUGACGAUGACUACACCCAACCACUGUGUCGCACAAUAAAAGAAGCAAUAAGGAACACAAGUAACGAUGGUAGAAGAACGCAAGUAGACACUUGAAUACCCUGCCUGAUAGUAUACAAAUUGUUAUUGUUAGUUUUUAUGUUAGUUUCGUUAGUUUAGUGGAUACUACCAGUUAUUU